AUGGAGACUCUGUGGGUAGGGCGUCAGAUUCUUGUCGGUGAAGGACCGGUCCACCAGUCUAGCGUCGUCGUCAUCUCGGUAUCGACCGAGCCGACACCACAGGACAGCUGCUAUGGAGUCUUGACUCUGGGUGUUGGCCAAGGUGCCCAUACCGCAGGUGAAAGCUGCCAACAAUCAGAGCUCAUAAAAAUAACCAUAUCCGCCGGCGCCGUGCGAAAGGAGACAACAAAAUAUGAACAGCAAUCCUGUCCAACAUCACAGGCGCCUGUCCAAGCCCACGUGGUCGCAUUCCACCUGACCCGGAGCGACACUGAUCCGCGAGGCGUAGAUCAGGGAAACAAGACCGACCGGCCGGGUUACGACCCUGCUGGACAUCCUUCGGUGCAAGGGUAUGUGAGGAAACGAAAUGGCAUUCGUUGGGACGACAAGGACAACAAGCGCCGGAGGGAGAGGGAGGUCGGUUUGGCGGGUGCACGUUGCACAGCCGACAUGUGGGGCCCGGGUAGCGGUCUCCGAGAAGCGCAGCAGCGAAUGAAAAGGCAUCUUCAGUGGCGCUACUCAGGGCUGAGCCUAUGCGUGAUUGGAUCAGAGACCCGCGGCCGCAGGAAACAUUUCUCCCGACGCCCCCAAAAACAAACGCCGACCGGGAUUACCAAUUCGACGUUCCCCAUCCUCCAUCCUGCUUCUCCAACCUCGAAAAAGAACUCCAAGCCCUGUCAAUUCUUACCGGACUACACUGCUCCCGAGGAGGAACUUUGUGAGCCAUGGCACGUGGGAGCCGUGUCUGUCCGUUUUGGUCUGGGUCUUGUCAUCUUGAAAGGCUACCUCAGCUGGGCUAGCGAGUGA
Molecule: messenger RNA, 846 nt
Organism: Colletotrichum lupini
Lineage: Eukaryota; Fungi; Ascomycota; Sordariomycetes; Glomerellales; Glomerellaceae
Exons: 4
Coding region: 1-846 (281 amino acids)
Source: RefSeq, a predicted model, not a curated record